Pararge aegeria (speckled wood butterfly) is the source of this 2955-nucleotide messenger RNA. Its product is annotated as zinc finger protein 595-like. Lineage: Eukaryota; Metazoa; Arthropoda; Insecta; Lepidoptera; Nymphalidae. The record is from RefSeq and is a predicted model, not a curated record. The transcript is spliced from 13 exons. Gene Ontology annotation, cellular component: nucleus. Gene Ontology annotation, molecular function: zinc ion binding; RNA polymerase II cis-regulatory region sequence-specific DNA binding; DNA-binding transcription factor activity, RNA polymerase II-specific. Bases 170 to 2512 code for a protein of 780 amino acids.
UUUAUAAAUAAUAAGUUUUCGAUCGUUGCGCUAUGCAGAUUCUAGUGAUAAUAUUAUUUUUUGAUAUACAGAGCCUGUGAAAAUAUUUAUUACAUUCAUAGCAAUGAUAAGCAAAUGUAGAUUUAAAUAAAAAAACUGAAAAGGCAAACAAAAUAAUAAAAAUUUCGACAUGUUUGACAUAAAACUGUGUACUGUAUGCUUGCAAAUGGAUGUAAAAUGCUAUAAUUUGAAUGGGCAAUUGAGGAAGGACUACAAUUUGGUAUCAGGUUUAGAGAGCCGUUGCGGUAAUGGUUUGCCAGAGUACUUGUGCUAUCAAUGUGUUGCGUAUGUGAUGAGCUGUAAACGGUUUCGUGACAAAUGUCAAAGGGCAUAUUUCACUCUAAAAGAAAUAUUGCACAGGAAUAAAGAGAUAACAAAGCCUAUACUCGAGGAAAUAGAUUAUGAAAGAUUAAAAUUAGGUCCAAACUUAACCUUCCUUGACAAGGACAGCGUUAAAACAAAAUUCGACAGUGUAAAGUUCAAAUGGAUAAAGACAGUACGCAUGAGUAUUGAACCACAGGAAAACAUACCUGUGAUCCAAUAUGGACCUUCAACGGAUAAAUGUGCAUUUGAAAAGUCAACACAAAGUGAAUUUCAUGACAACAUCAAAGAUGAGAUUGAUUGUUCCGAGAUAAAUAACUCAGGAUUAGAAGAGAAUACUGCAUUUGAUAAUGCUGCUAACACUGAUAAUGUGUUUGAAGAGAAUUUUGAAGUGGGUUCCGGAGAUAAUGGUUAUGAUGUGGACAAUGACGCAAGUGACUCCAAAGUUGACAUUGAUGUUGACGGCUCUACACUGAAUGAGGAAUAUGCAACGAUGGUACCCAUAAGCAUGAAAGAAGCGGCUGCUGUCUCUGAAAUUCGUAAACUAGGUACGCAGGGCAAAUAUCAGUGCCAAGAUUGCGAGAGAGGCUAUCAUAAUCAAGAACGCCUUAGAGUACAUUUGAGGAUGCAUGAAACGCACAUAAGUGGGACAUAUCUAUGUGAGCUGUGCAACUAUUAUUACAAGACUGAGUUCCUAUUGAAAACGCAUAUAACUGAUAAGCAUAUGUACAAGUAUUUAUGCAGGGAGUGCCCGGAAGUCACGUUUGACAGAGCUUCUGCCAAACACCAUUACAUGUGGGUGCAUGUACAAAAGGCCGCUAAGAGACCCGCCAACUGUUUCCAACCCAGACCGAAGUGGCUCCGUACAAAAAAAAGCAAAAAAGACCAAUGUCACCGGAGUCCGGUGAAAAAGUCAACCAAACUGCCCAAGGACUUCCUCAUUUACACGCCUAUAAGUCAAGAGGAGCAGUAUGCGUUGGUGAAAGAGAGGCAGAACACUAAAAACUAUACGGAGUCAGCUUACAGGUGUGACUAUUGCUUCAAAGGGUUUAGAGAGGUUGUGACGUUCUCCAAGCAUCUGCAGAAACACGAUCCAGACGUGUCGGGUAACCUGCAGUGCGACAUGUGCAAGAUAUACUGCACCAACGCGCGCAAGAUGUACAAACAUAUGAACAUGACGCACCUCUUCAAAUACACCUGUCAGAUGUGCUCAUACGUCUGCUUCAAUAGGGGUCAAGCGAAAAUGCAUUACAGAUGGCACAAAAACGUCACGUACACGUGUCCACAUUGCGAUAAAAUAUUUUACAAAGCCUCGACCAAACUGACCCAUAUACGUAUAAAGCACCCGUCGAUGUUCAUCUGCAAUCUGUGCGGUCACAGCUUCGUGAGUGAGACCGGCCUUUACUGCCACAAGAAACUGGCGCACAGCAAACAGGAGGUGGAAGACGGCGCGGGGGCUGUGGACAGUUCGGACCCGCUGUACUGCGCGGACUGCGACAUCCAGUUCCGUGACGACGCUGCCUUUGCGACGCACUUCGGCUCUUCGAACAAACACGCCGACACCAAUCUGUCAAUAAAGCCAGUGCGGGCGAAGAGCGAGCGACCCCGCGGCCGACCGCGUCGCGACAACAGUGACAUCGUCAACACCGGAGUACCCACCGCGUCCAAAUGCGAAAUUUGCCAGAAGUUCUUAGCGACAGACGUGCAAGCGAGACGGCAUUACGAGGCUGAACACCCGGGCGCCGAGUACCUCAAGCGAUACAUGUGCGAUAUAUGCGGACACACCACCAAGCAAUAUGCGAACCUGACGGUACAUAUGCGCACGCAUACACAGGAGAAGCCGUACGCAUGCCCACAUUGCGAGAGAAGAUUCAGCAUGCCCAGCAAUAGAGACAGGCAUCUUGUGGUGCAUACGGGUGAAAAACGCUACCAAUGUCAACACUGCAACCGUCGUUUCACCCAGAGCAGCGCGGUCAAGCUACACAUACAGACCGUCCACAUGAAGAUACCCUACGCGCCCUGGGACAAGAAGAAUCGCAAGCGACGCCGGGAUAUGGAGGUAGCACCCCUACCUCCCCCUCCACCUAUAAAUCAGAAGAUAGUGAUCGACACUGGGAACUAUUUGAGUGCUUACAUAACUUACAAUGAGUGAAGUGCGAUCUGUUUGAGUGAGAGUGACAUAAUCGAGUUAAUAGUACAUAAAGAUGUAAAAUCUUUAAAUUGAGUAAAUAUUUGUGCAAGUAAGAGCAAUAAAAUAAUAGAAAUUUAAUUGUUACGAAUAUUAAAAAAAAUGGCAAGUAACGCCAGGAUAUGGAAGUAAAACCUGUACCUCCUCUGCCAUGACUUGUUCAGUAAAUAGUGAUCAACUCUGGGAACUAUUUAAGUGCUAACAUCACUCACAAUGAGUGAAGUUAUCUAUUUGAGUGUCAUAAUCUAUUAAUUGUGUUCAUAGUGUUUGAACAAAACAAAGCGUGCCACAAUACUUAAAUGACGACCACAAACGUUCUGACAAGAGUGUACCGACUGAGAAGAAGAAAUGUUUGUGCAUAUAAAAGUCGAAACAUCUUAACCCAUAAUGCUAUUGUUUUAAAAUUC